Rhineura floridana is the source of this 3173-nucleotide messenger RNA. RefSeq names its product cyclin G1 (gene CCNG1). The coding region runs from base 388 to 1287 and encodes 299 amino acids. The transcript has 8 exons. Lineage: Eukaryota; Metazoa; Chordata; Lepidosauria; Squamata; Rhineuridae. Gene Ontology annotation, molecular function: cyclin-dependent protein serine/threonine kinase regulator activity. The record is from RefSeq and is a predicted model, not a curated record. Gene Ontology annotation, cellular component: cyclin-dependent protein kinase holoenzyme complex; cytoplasm; nucleus. Gene Ontology annotation, biological process: regulation of cyclin-dependent protein serine/threonine kinase activity; mitotic cell cycle phase transition.
UCUCUUUGCCCAAUCCUUUUGGACAAUCGGGUUUGUUGAAGGAAUGCUUGUGCAAUAGGAUUUGCCUACCUCCCCAUAGACUGUCCCCCGCCCUGGUCAACCUACGCAAAGUUGGCCCAGCCAAGCUCCACCGAACUCAGACGCAUCGUGCUUUGGCCAACCGUAACAGAGAAGGCUGGAGUUAUCAAAUGAAAACGGAUAGCAGGAGCUUGUUUGCAACUCUACAUUUUUCUCUCUGUAGGCUUCUCUUUCCUUGCGAAAGGGUAGGGGCUGAAUGAGAAGCUUUGAUUCGUCUACCAGCUAAAGUUGCAGUUCGACUUCAGCUUGGAUAGGCAGCAGCAGCAGCGUUUCGCAACCGUCUGAUCUUUUUUUCUCCUGGGACACAAGAUGAUUGAAACGUUGGCAACAAGUGAGACUCGGAAACCGCUGCACCAGCUGAAUGUGUUACUGGAACAGGAGUUAAAAUGUCAGCCAAAGUUCUUUGGCCUUAGAAUAAUUGAAUCUGCUCAUGAUAACGGGCUCCGGAUGACUGCGAGAUUACGAGACUUUGAAGUGAAAGACCUGCUUAGUUUAAUUCAGUUCUUUGGCUUUGGUACAGAGACAUUUUCUGUUACAGUGAAUUACUUAGACCAGUUUUUAUCAAAAAUGAAGGUACAGCCAAAACACUUGGGCUGUGUGGGGCUAAGCUGCUUCUACCUGGCUGUGAAAGCAACGGAAGAAGAGAGAAAUGUUCCUUUAGCCACUGACUUAAUUCGAAUCAGUCAAUAUCGAUUCACCGUUUCUGACCUGAUGAGAAUGGAGGAGAUUCUUCUAGAGAAGCUGUGUGGAAAAGUGAAAGUGACAACUGCCUUCCACUUUCUGCAACUUUAUCAUUCAGUUCUGCAUGGCAGCCUAAGCUGUGAAAGGAAGAAACAUCUUAAUUCAGAGAGACUUGAAGCCCAGUUGAAGGCAUGUCACUGCAGAAUUGUUCUUUCAAAAGCAAAGCCAUCUGUGUUGGCUCUCUCAAUAUUGGCCCUGGAAGCUGAAGAAAAACUGCCAGAGUUGGUGGAAGCCAUAGAAUACCUUCAAAUACAUUCCAAGAUAAAUGGCAGAGAGCUGUCCUUUUGGAAGGAACUUGUGUCAAAGUGUCUCUUGGAAUAUUCCUCAAGCAAGUGCUCCAAACCAAAUGUUCAGAAGCUAAAAUGGAUUGUGUCUGGCCGUACAGCACGACAACUAAAGCACAGUUACUACAGAAUUGCCCAUCUUCCCACUAUCCCAGAAACUGGCUUUCUAAAAGACAAUCCUUAAGAAAAAAUGGGAGCCCUGUCUGCCCUAGGAUCUCGCUUUGUAUUCGAGCAGAGAAUCUGCUGGAUGUCUUGAACCCUAUCGAAAACCAAUUUCCAUGACUCAUUUAAAAUAUAUCUGCUUGCCACCAUAAGACUGGUUUUUUAAAUUCCUCAGGAUAAUGAAGAUACUCUUACGGAAUGAUUCCUGGGUCUAUAACAUAUUUCUAUUUGCAGCUAGUCAAGUGUGUCAUCUUGAAUUCUGGGGAAACUGAAAUGCAGGCCAUCAGUAGUGUUCGGUCCCAAACAUUUCUGCUAAAUACAGCACUUCCUGGACUAGGUACCUUUGAUGUGUUCAAGUUAUGUUUAACACAAAACAGUGCAAUUUAAACUUUCCAGCUUCAACCAGGAUUCUGUAACUGCUUUAAAUAAUGAUGCACUUUACAAAUAUGGAACCGGAUUGAAUGUCACCACGGGGUCAUAUAGGAAUUGCAAGUGUUUGAGUUAAACAAUAGUGUUUUUAGUGUGUCCUAAACAUCAAUGUAUUAAAACUAAAGCAUUUCUAUACAUAAUGCGAUAAGCACAACUCUGCAACACAUUCUAGUAAAAUGUAAAUGCUGUUUACUUUUUUUAAAAGACUUUGAAACUUUACAAUGUUCAUUCACAGUUAAGUUGAAUUAAGAAUGUAGGUCAAGCACUGAGGAUGUUAGUAAUACCGAACAGAAAUACAGACUGAGAUGAGACAUUGUUUGUAUUGAGCAAAACCCUUUUAUCUUGUAUAUGUGUUGGGUCCAUCUUGGUAAACAUGAUAGUGGCUAGUAUAUGUGUUAUGUAUGACUUGGAAUAGGGCAUUGGAUUAAGGUGGCUUCAUAACACCUCAUUUUCAAAUACUCUUAACAGCAUGGCAGCCCACAAGCUUGCUUUUUUAAGCUGAAAAGUGUUUCUAGUGUGAAGUAGCUUGCAUAACGCAGCGAUGAAUGGAUUCUGCCAACAAAGAUACCUUGAUGCCAAGGCAAGCCUUGCUACCAUUAGACCAUUUAUGAUUGCUUCAAGAUUUAAAUUAAUAGCUGAACAUGGGAAGCAAACAUGAGCUACCUUUUUAGCAUCAUGGCCACAUGAAUGAAGACAAAACAGCUUUAGGAUGAGAAUGGCAGUCUCCUGAAACAUGAAGCCAAGAGUGCAGUUUUGCCAUAUAGCUGUGAUGUGUUAAAGUGCUUGUCACUAUGCCACAAUACAUCAGUAGUGACUUUUCCACCUUGGCUGCAUCAACACUUCUUCAUUUAAGCUAUUUUGUCUGACUGGCACUUCUAGUCUAAACUUGUUCCAACUAUGUUAACUGGGUUAGUUCUAUAGCUUGUGUGUUAAUGAAUGUAGUAGCCUGUCUGAAUUCUUAUAUGGCCAUUUCUACCUGAUGUUCUAAAACUGCCAGCUAAAACUCUUUGCGGGUAAGUGUUUUAGUGCUAGAGUGGCAACAUCAAGCACUGAUUCGUCCUGCGCACUGAUGUGAUAACAUUUUACCAUAACGGGAUUAGUCAGUGUUGAGGACUGCUUGAUUGCCUUUAGGGUCAAGCUAACAAUGCUAGUUUUGUGAAUAGAUGUUUAAAUCUAAAAGAAUCUUGUUCUUUCUGGUCUGACCCAGGACUUGGAUGCAAACCUCUACAUCUACCUCAAUACACGCUACUCUUAAAAACAAACUGACAGGCUGUUUCCAUUAACUGUUGGUUUGUAAGUGACCAUACUGCUAAACUUCUUAAUGUGUUUAUAUCUCCUAACAUGUGCCUUUUGUGAUAGGGAAGAGAGAAUUCAAAAUGAAACAUUCGGUGAGAUGCAGGAAAUUUGUAACUAGUUAUCAUGGGCCAUUAUGCCUUGUAAGCAGCAGCAUACCUUUCAAUAAAACAUAUUGAAAUGGCA